This is a messenger RNA of Nasonia vitripennis (jewel wasp), 2188 nucleotides long. Its product is annotated as COP9 signalosome complex subunit 7b. Gene Ontology annotation, biological process: COP9 signalosome assembly. Lineage: Eukaryota; Metazoa; Arthropoda; Insecta; Hymenoptera; Pteromalidae. The coding region runs from base 352 to 1221 and encodes 289 amino acids. The transcript is spliced from 3 exons. The record is from RefSeq and is a predicted model, not a curated record. Gene Ontology annotation, cellular component: COP9 signalosome.
AUUGUAAGACGAAAGAAAGAGGAACAUGUAAAAAUUUGAAAUUUUGUUGGAUUCGUCGGUAUCUACUUUACCAACCCAUGCGUCAUUUUAUUGCGCGAGUGUGCGAGACAAACGAAUUAAGCGUCACUCGGUCACUCGCGGCGAAUCGACGAUGCCAGUUUGUGCACGAUAGAGAUUGUAAACAAGAGCGACUGAAGGAGAAACAUAAUCAUUUUUGUAGUGUAAUAUAUCAUAAAUAGGUAGGUACACGAUUCACCCUUGGAAAUAUGCGGAUAAAUUUACUUGUCAUCAUCCUCGACGUAAUUCCAUGUAGAGGAAAACGGUUUUUCGCGAAUCUAACCUUGAAGUAAAAUGACGAGCUCGGAAGCAGCAACAGCUGAAGCGCCAGCCAGCACGGAGAAGGCGGCGACGAACCCCUUGGAGCAAUUUGUUUUGCUGGCCAAGACUGCCAAAGGUGCAGCUGCACUAGAGUUAAUAAAGCAGGCGGUCGAGACGCCUGGAGUUCACGUUUUCGGCGAACUCUUAGAUAUGCCUAAUAUUAAGGAGUUAGAGAACAGCCCACACGCCGAGUACUGGAACACACUGAACCUCUUCGCUUAUGGAACAUACAAGGAGUAUCUGGCGAACAAGAGCCAACUGCUCGAUUUGACACCUGUGCAGAAGAAGAAGCUUCAGCACUUAACCAUUGUCACAUUAGCUACCAAGUCUAGGUGUAUACCUUACUCGAUUCUCUUGGAAGAAUUGGACAUAAAGAAUGUGAGAGAUUUGGAGGAUCUGAUUAUCGAGGCAAUUUAUGCCGACAUCAUACAUGGUAAAUUGGAUCAGAAGAACUCUCAAUUAGAAGUGGACUAUACUGGCUUGGGACGAGAUGUCAGGCCAGGAGAUGCAGGUGCUGUGGCUGAAACUCUUGCAGAAUGGGGACAGGCCUGCAGCGAUAUCUUGAACUGUAUAGAACAGCAAGUGAAUAAAGCCAACAGUGAGAAGACUCGAGCGAUUCAACACAAGGAUAAAAUCCAAAAAGAUAUCGCAUUUGUUAAGAAAACAAUAGCUUCUCAACCUGGAAGUUCCCUUCAAGAUGCCGACAUGGCACCUGGAGGCUCUGGUUCUGGAACUAGUGAUGCCUCUAGAGAAGCUUUAUGUAAUCCACUAUCACUUUUUGACAUGAAAAAGAAAAUGCAUAAAGGAAAGAGCAUGCGAGGUGGUAAGUUCUGGAAGACCUAAGCUUCCUGGUUCAGUUCUGCAACUUCUUUACAGCAUUCAAUUCUUAUUCUGCCAUCACAAAAACAUCUAUCAUGAUCAGUUAACAAAGUAUUCUACAACCUUAUAAUUCAAAAUAGAUAAUCAAGCAAAAAAGAAGUUUUGUGAUAAAUUAAAACAAGAAAAUGCAAGAAAAAAAUGAUAUAUAAUGUCUUUUACCGUUAAUUUUAUUAAAUUAUUUAAUGCUGCUUUCAUACAUAAAACUACUAUCGCAUUACUAAUUUUGAAAUAAAAGUUUUUAAAAAUUAUUUUUUGAUUGUUACUAAAUAUUAUUCACACUUAGGAGACUUUCUAAUUUUCUUGUAAGAUAUUCUUUAAAUCCUAUCCUUAGAAUAAUUUUUUUCUUCAUGCUUUUUUCCUAUGUUUUGAUCUCUUUCAACAACAUUUUAUAUAAGAUUCGAUCAUGAAGUUUUGAACAUCCUUCUUUAUUUUCUGUAUUUAUCAAACAUUUUAUAAAAUCAUAAAUCAAUUAAUUUUCAAUAAUCAGUUAAGAUUUUAGAAAUAUAGAUUUCUUUCGAGAACCUACUAUAAAUAAGCUUAUAUUUCUUUUAUUCCAGAAAGACUUCUACGAAAAACAGCUCGAUUUCCCUUGAAUGAGUGACAAUAUUAAAGUAUAAUAAUUUAUGUUAAUUUGUUGAGAAUGAGAAAAGCAUUUUUAUAAUCUUUUUUGAUAACUACUUGCCAGAGACUGUAAAAAACUGUUUCAUGUAUUUAUGUAUAAAUACUAAUAUAUGUUUAUUCUAAAAUCAUCUAAAUAAGUUAAGCAAAAUAGUAGUAAAAAUACAAACAAUCAACAAAGUUACAGCUGUCAUAGAAAUUGUAAAAGUCAGUUCUCCAAGGCGAUUACUUGGUAGAUUAUAAAUAUAUAUGGCCUUAUAGCUUUGUAUCUAAAAACACUAAGUUAUGAAUAAAAUAAUGGAUAUUUUUUAAA